Messenger RNA from Physella acuta, 1104 nucleotides. RefSeq lists its product as uncharacterized. NCBI's taxonomy places the organism in Eukaryota, Metazoa, Mollusca, Gastropoda, Physidae. The record is from RefSeq and is a predicted model, not a curated record.
UAGGAAAAAAAAUCAUUACAGUACCAGAUUUAUUUUACAGUUUUCAUCUAGAACAUAAGCCUGAUUACCCCCAGCCUUGUGACAUCUCCGACAAUCCAACAACACUUAUUGCAACAGAGGGAGAAACCCUGACCAUCACAUCGUGUGUCUACGUCAACGUAUCCAACAACAGCCAACUGUAUCUCAAUGUAAACGGGACUAAAUACAACAAUAGCCAACUGUACCUCACUUUUAACGGGACCAAAUACAACAAUAGUUGUGACGGCAAACUGUGUGUGAACUGGACAAAGGAUGAAACUGUAAAGCUGAGAUACAACAUUUACAUUCUAAUAUACAACUUCAGUCAUCAGGAUGUUGGUCAGUUAUCUGUAACAGUUGCGACAACGAACUCAAACUACACAUAUGACCUUACAUACAUGAUAUUUAUUUCAACAAUUAUUCAUGAAGAUUUGGACAACAACAGCUACACAACUGUAACGACAACAAAAUCUCAAAACUUACCUUCACCAAUAGAUGCAAAGCUUCAUACAGAUCUCAAGCCUAUGGUGAUAGUUUUGUCGACGUUGUUUUCAGUGAUCAUACUUUCUAUUAUUUGUUUCAUUAUAUUUAUCAAGGCACACAAAAUAAGAAAAUUGUGCCUAUAUUCAAGGAAAUCGGCGAAGACGCGUGACUCCAACUUAAUACAUGAAAACGUUUAUAUGAAUUUAUUAAAUACACAAAGUGAUACAUUUACAAAUCAAGACUUAGACCCAAUCACUAUAACAACAAGUGACUCUACAGGACAAAAAGAAGUCAAAUAUUUGGAAAACGGCCGCUUUAUUUCUGCUGAAGGUCUGACUUACAUCACGGUUGACUUCAACAAAACAUCCGCGCGACCAAAGACUAAGCGGAGCAGACGUAGGGAAGCCGUGACAUACGCUGAGCUCACAAUCAACACCCCACACAAGCCACAGGUCAGUGUGGAAGAUGUGUAUGUGAACCUGAAGCCCGAGGACCUGUAUGUAAACUUGCAGGCUGAGCCCAGGCAACAGACGAAAAAUAAGAAAAGAAAAUGGAAGUUUUUCAGAGUUAAUUAACUGUCAGCUUAUUUGUUUUAAUUUUUUU